This is a messenger RNA of Penicillium olsonii, 2775 nucleotides long. NCBI's taxonomy places the organism in Eukaryota, Fungi, Ascomycota, Eurotiomycetes, Eurotiales, Aspergillaceae. The record is from the annotation of a GenBank genome assembly.
AUGGGAUCCAAUAGCCGAAAGAUCCCUCUCGUUCCCCUCGCCAAGGGCUCGGUACUUCUCCCCGGCGUCACUCUACGAAUCCCGGUCUCGAACCGCCCUGAUCUCGCCAAUCUUCUUUCAUCACUGGUCGACAAGCCUUCGAGGCGAGAUGCCAACUCCAUAACCUUCGGAUGUGUUCCGCUGAGCUCACCCUUCCUCAGCCGUGAUGGCCAGCAGCUCCUGGAAGGCGCAGACUCAGACGCAGAGCGGAAAGGAGAUUAUGAUGCGAUCGAUGCCGGCCAGGCGCGCAAAGAUGAUCUUUUCCGAUUUGGAACCGUAGGAAAAGUCAUCGGAGUUCAGCGCCGGGCAUACUCCGAGCCCUUCCUGCUAGUCCAAGGACAGCAAAGGUUCUCAAUUAAGAAGAUUCUGCGUGAUCGCCCAUACUUCGAAGCUGAAAUUACUCUCCACGAGGAAAGCACCUCCGACCAGAAUGAUGACCAGGUGACUGAUCUCUUCCAACAAUUGAGGCAACUCUCGAGAGAGCUUCUCACCCUCCUCCGCCUCUCCUCCUUAUUGUCGGCAGCAUCUUCUCGCCUUUCGCCACUAGUUGCCCGGAAGUUUGAGCUAUAUAUUUCCAAAACCGAAUUGGCACAGGCAGGAAAGCUGGCAGAUUUCAUGGCAGAUGUCUCUGACGCGAGCUUUGAAGAGAAGUUGCGCAUCCUUGCCUCCCUGGAUGUUAAAGAACGUUUGACUAGGGUCGUUGAGAUCCUCAGUCGACAGGCACAGCAUAUUAAGAGUAGCGUUAAGGUGACUUCCAUUGGCUCAACCUCCUUCCCGUCGUCCGGUAUGGACAUCAGCCAGAUUGAUCCCCGGGAGCGCGAGAUCCUUGCAAAGCGCGCAAUGUCGGGGCUGGCAGGCAUGACACCCCCUGGAACCUCCGGGCGUGGGAACGAUGACGAUAAAGAGCCUAAUGAGGUGGAUGAGCUUCAACAGAAGCUACAUGAUGCACAGCUUAGCCCUGAAGCCCGAAAGAUUGCGGACAAGGAGCUGAAGCGCUUGCGCAAGAUGAACCCGGCCAAUGCCGAGUAUGGUGUCUGUCGCACCUAUCUGGAAAACCUAUCGGAGAUUCCCUGGACCAAGGUGACAGAGGAUCAGCUUGGCCCUGACACCCUGAAGCGAGCCAGGAAGCAGUUGGAUGAAGACCAUUAUGGCCUUGAUCGUAUCAAGAAGAGACUCUUGGAAUACCUGGCUGUUCUUCGCUUGAAGCAGACGACUAAUUUUGAUGUUGAACGUCAAAUCGGGGGCCUUUCCCGGGAUUUGGACUCCUCUGCAGUAGGGGACGUCGAGAAAGACGUUCCCUUGUUGUCCGAGUCUGACCGAGUGGCGUUGGAGACUAAGCUUGAGCUCCUGAAAUCCAAGCGCAUGACGGACAAGUCUCCCAUCCUGCUUCUCGUCGGACCCCCUGGAACUGGAAAAACCAGUCUGGCCAGGUCAGUCGCCGCUUCGCUGGGCCGCAAGUUCCACCGCAUCUCUCUUGGUGGUGUGAGAGACGAGGCAGAAAUUCGCGGUCACCGACGUACAUACGUUGCUGCUAUGCCUGGUCUGGUCGUGAAUGGUUUGAAGAAGGUCGGUGUCGCCAACCCUGUCAUCUUGCUUGAUGAGAUUGACAAAGUUGGUGGUGCCAACUUCCAAGGCGACCCGUCUGCUGCUAUGCUGGAGGUAUUGGACCCUGAGCAGAACCACACUUUUACCGACCACUACAUCAACAUCCCCAUUGAUCUGAGUAAGGUGCUCUUCCUCGCUACUGCCAAUUCAUUGGAGACAAUCCCCGCACCCCUCCUCGAUCGCAUGGAGACCAUCUCCCUGUCCGGGUAUACGACUGUUGAGAAGCGUCACAUCGCCAAGCAGCACUUGAUCCCCAAGCAAAUUCGGUCUAACGGACUGAACGAGGGACAAGUCAAUUUGUCUGACGAGGUGAUUGAUAAGACCAUCACCUCAUACACCCGCGAAUCUGGUGUUCGUAACCUCGAGCGAGAAAUUGGUUCCAUCUGUCGCCAUAAGGCAGUUCAAUAUGCCGAUGCUAGUGAUUCCGACCGCCUUGAUGAAUACAACCCCGUUGUGUCGGUCGACGACCUGGAGGACAUCCUGGGCAUCGAGCGAUUUGAGGAAGAGAUUGCCGAAAAGCAUGGUCGUCCUGGUGUGGUGACUGGCCUCGUUGCCUACUCCACCGGUGGCCAAGGCAGUAUCCUGUUCAUUGAAGUCGCAGACAUGCCGGGCAAUGGGCGCGUUCAGCUCACCGGAAAGCUCGGUGAUGUGCUGAAGGAAUCCGUGGAAGUAGCCCUAACAUGGGUGAAGGCACACUCCUUCGAGCUCGGUCUCACUCAUGACCCCAAUGAGGAUAUCAUGAAGAGUCGAAGUCUCCACGUCCACUGCCCAUCCGGUGCUAUCCCUAAGGAUGGACCCUCUGCCGGUCUUGCCCAUACCGUCGCAUUGAUUUCCCUGUUCAGUAACAAGCCUGUUCCUCCUCAGAUUGCCAUGACCGGCGAGGUCUCGCUCCGCGGUCGAGUUAUGCCCGUCGGUGGUAUCAAGGAGAAGCUGAUCGGCGCUCACCGCGCAGGUGUCAAGACAGUAUUGCUUCCUGACCACAACCGCAAGGAUGUGAAGGAAGUUCCACAAGAAGUGCAGGAUGGUCUGGAAAUCAUCUUUGUCAAGCACAUUUGGGAAGGGCUUCGUCAAAUCUGGCCCGACGCGCAAUGGCCGGGCCAGCAGAUGAACUUCGUCGAGAGUCGUUUGUAA